Molecule: messenger RNA, 1512 nt
Organism: Oikopleura dioica
Lineage: Eukaryota; Metazoa; Chordata; Appendicularia; Copelata; Oikopleuridae
Source: the annotation of a GenBank genome assembly
AUGAGUAUUCCGGCUUUUGCGGCAGCCGCGGCUUACAAGGCAACAGAAACGCUCCAACAAAAGAAAUCCCAUGUCACCUUGAACCCUGUCUUCAAAAAUGACCGAUUUAUAACCACUCUUCUUACCGUAGCUCCUGUUAUGGCCCUUUCGGUUUUGCUGGUCAUUGCGCCUGCAGGUUUCACGCCAGAAAUUCUAACUUGCUCCUUGCGGACUAAAAAAGUCAACGAAACGGGCUCAACCUGCGACACUUUUCACGUCGCGGAUCACAAUUUCAUCAAUAACUACUGUUUCUCCCGAAUGGCGCAUUACGAAGUCGACGAAUUCGGCAACGUUGAUUUGGAAUCAAAAACGACACUUAGGUUUUUGAAGCUUUUUCCUUAUAUUUUGUUGGCUUUGACGACCCUUGGAGCUUGGACUGGUAUUUGCUGGGAAAUAACGAGCAUUAAAAGAAUAGGGCAAGCCGAAUAUCUGAUGGACGGAAUAGAAGAAGCAACAGGAGAACUUAUCGCUGGCCUGAAAGCUGUGUCGAAUAUCUUGAACAAGCCAAAGAAAAAGAUCCUCCAAGAACAAAACUUGGAGAAAAAGUCCAUUUACGGAAGCAUGAUGUCGAUCAACAAAGCAGGGCCAGAACAGAAGCAAGCGAUGCGACAUAAUCGGCAAGCUCGAGCGUCUGUCAGACAGCGAAUCGCAUCGAAUUUGACAAGAGAAACUUCCAAGUGUCAAGAAAAGCCGAAUGCCCUUGAGAAGAUUGAUAUCCGGAUAGAAGACGAAGUGAUAAGCCUAAAAGGCGACAGCCCUCAAAAACCUCCUCUCGGAACUCUGGCGAUCAAAGAAGUCACUAAAAACCUCUCCUCAUCCAUCUACGAGUCUUUAGAAGAGCACUGGAAGAAAAACGACACUCGAGCAAAAUUCAUGGAAUUGGAAGAUCUAAUGGAGGCGCGAGCUGGAUCAUCAGAUUUUCUGACGACGAUUUAUUUGAAUCGGGUGAACUGCUUGAUUGUUAAUAUUGUUGCGGGAGGAGUUUUGUUCCACUGGUUUGUUUAUCGAAUCUUUGACUUGAACUCUUUCAAUUGCUUGUUGCCGGAGUAUUAUCACUAUCAAACUUCGAAUGGUGAAUUCUGGCAGACAACAAGAUGUUAUUUCAAGCCGCUUGGAUCCUGGCUUUUGGUUUCAUUCCUGACAUUUACCCUCUAUUGUUUCACAUUCCUGCUCCAAAUCUACUUUUGGUACAUCAGCGUCAACAAAUGGAAGAAAGCCUACACACUUAUUCAAUAUCUGCCCAUAACAUGUGCCAUGGCUGAGGAUAGCCUAUCAGAUUUGCAUGUUCUGAUGGCGAAGAUUUCCGAAAACGACGGCGCUAGAAAGACCCUGUCAAUGUGUGAUAAAGUCCUUUCCGCUUUGAACAAAAGCGAACACGAAAAAUUCCUGCUUGUUCUUCUCGAAGUCAUCGUCUGGGGAGAAACAGAUGAGAAAGUCGACGGACUCGUCAGUAAAAUACUUCGCGCCAAAUAG